Molecule: messenger RNA, 1649 nt
Organism: Hibiscus syriacus
Lineage: Eukaryota; Viridiplantae; Streptophyta; Magnoliopsida; Malvales; Malvaceae
Exons: 6
Coding region: 198-1412 (404 amino acids)
Source: RefSeq, a predicted model, not a curated record
UGAAAAUAGCAGUAGAGAAACGAAGCAAACAGAAGUACUGAUGGAAAUGGCGUUUUCCUUUCCCUCUCGUCAUCAAUUUUUUGCCUACUGAAACCCUCAACAAAAGCCUGUAGUUCCCUCUGUGUCUCAUCAAUUUCAGUAAAUCCUGCAAAAGCUGCAAAACUUCCAUUCUUUAUACUAGUAGAUUUAAUUGUAGGAUGUCAAACUCGGGAGGGUUCGCGGUGACCCGAACUCAGACGGGGGACCGAUUCUACAAUCCACCGACGGUGAGGCGGCAACAGCAGUUGCAGAGGCAGCAGCUACACGGGCCGUUGCAGAAGGAGCCGCAGAUGCCGUUGAAGGAGGAGAGCCGGGUCAACUUGGUCGAUUCACUGGCUGAGCCUCGAACGGAUUCGGACGAAUCUACAUUGUCGAGGCCUGACUUGGCCUGCACCUCCGUGCCGGAGAUUGCUAGUUUGACCAAUUUGGAUCGGCUUAUGGAAUCGGUCACUCCUCUUGUACCAGUUCAGUGCUUCCCUGAGGCAAAAAUGAGGGGACGGAGAACUCAAGAAGUAAAUUUACCCCCGUACUUUUGUCUGGGCGACCUAUGGGAAUGUUUUAGUGAGUGGAGUGUAUAUGGAGUUGGAGUGCCACUACUGUUGAAUGGGAGUGAUUCGGUUAAGCAAUACUACGUUCCUUCCUUGUCAGGCAUUCAAUUGUACGUAGAUCCACAUAGGCUUAGGAGAGCUAGCGAGGAUAGUGAUGUCAAGUCUCCAAUAGUAGCUAGUAGUGCUGGAAGUAGUGACUGUGAAACAGACAGGAGAGUGAAAGGCGAUGUUGAUGGAGAAUGGGGGGAGCACAACUCCCAUGGGAUCAGUAAACCUCCUAAGAGUUCAUCUAGUGAUGAAAUGGAGGUUGGUAAGUCACCCGGGCUUUUGGUUUUUGAAUACUUUGAACAAGAACAACCACACCAUCGGAAACCUUUAUAUGACAAGAUUUCGAGUCUUGCGUCUCAAUUUCCAGAGAUCAGGAUGUACAGGAGCUGUGAUUUAUUGCCAACAAGUUGGAUCUCGGUGGCUUGGUACCCAAUAUACAGAAUACCUAUGGGUCCAACCCUACAAAAUCUGGUUGCAUCAUUCUUGACCUUCCAUGCUUUGUCAACAUCUUCUCGAACAGUGACAGGUAAAAAUCAGCUACAUUUUCCUGCUUCUAGCAGUAGGAAAAUAUGUGGUGUAGAUGCAUCUUCAAAGCUCUCUCUACCCGUUUUCGGCCUUGCAUCCUAUAAGUUGAGAGGUUCGAUUUUGACUCCCAAUUGUUCCCAAGAAUGGCAGCAAGCAAACUCUCUGUUACAAGCUGCUAAUAACUGUCUGCACGGUUUACAAGUCCAUCUUCCCGAUUUCCAGUUUUUUGUGUCACAUAACUCAAUGUGGUAAGGAAAAUAGGAGGUCAAGAUUUUCAUCAUGAUUGCUUUUAUCGAAAUUGCAUCGUGCUAGAAACGGCAGAUUCGAUUUCAAAGGCAGCUCUUUUCUCAGAUUUGCUGAGGCCAAGACACUAUGAUCAGCUAUCCGGAAACAGCUCGAUUAGUUUGUCGUCUGGCACCUGUUCAAGUUCUAUGGUAUGCAUGUGAAAACAUUGUUCAAAUUUGUAGUGGCCAUGAAGCUUUACAUUCA